This is a messenger RNA of Closterium sp. NIES-67, 991 nucleotides long. Lineage: Eukaryota; Viridiplantae; Streptophyta; Zygnematophyceae; Desmidiales; Closteriaceae. The record is from the annotation of a GenBank genome assembly.
AGAUGAGAGAAUGCAGAGGAGAGGAGAGAACAGAGGAGGGAAGAGAACAGAGGAGGGAAGAGAACAGAGGAGGGAAGAGAACAGAGGAGGGAAGAGAACAGAGGAGGGAAGAGAACAGAGGAGGGCAGGGAACGGAGGCGAGGAGACAACAGAGGAGAGGAGAGAACAGAGGAGGGGAGAGAACAGAGAGAGGAGAGAACAUAGGAGAGGAGAAAUCAGAGGAGAGGAGAGAACCGAGGAGGGGAGAGAAAAGAGGAGAGGCGAGAACAGAGGAGAGGAGAGAACAGAGGAGAGGGGAGAACAGAGGAGAGGAGAGAGCAGAUGAGAGGAGAGAACAGAGGAGAGGAGAGAUCAGAGGAGAGAAGAGAACAGAGGAGAAGAGAGAACAGAGGAGGGGAGAGAACAGAGGAGAGAAAGAACAGACGAGGGGAGAGAACAGAGGAGGGGAGAGAACAGAGGAGAGGAGAGAACAGAGGAGAGGGGAGAACAGAGGAGAGGAGAGAAAAGAGGAGAGGAGAGAGCAGAUGAGAGGAGAGAACAGAGGAGAGGAGAGAACAGAGGAGAGGAGAGAACAGAGGAGAAGAGAGAACAGAGGAGGGGAGAGAACAGAGGAGAGAAGAGAACAGACGAGGGGAGAGAACAGAGGAGGGGAGAGAACAGAGGAGAGGAGAGAACAGAGGAAAGGAGAGAACAGAGGAGAGAAAGAACAGAGGAUAGGAGAGAACAGAGGAGAGGAGAGACAAGAGGAGAGGAGAGAACAGAGGAGGGGAGAGAACAGAGGAGGGGAGAGAACAGAGGCGAGGAGAGAACAGAGGAGAGGAGAGAACAGAGGAGAGGAGAGAACAGAGGAGGGGAGAGAACAGAGGCGAGGAGAGAACAGCGGAGAGGAGAGAACAGAGGAGAGGAGAGAACAGAGGAGAGGAGAUAACAGAGGAGAGGACAGAACAGAGGAGAGGACAGAAUAGAGGAGGGGAGAGAACUGAGGUGAGGA